Messenger RNA from Pseudocercospora fijiensis CIRAD86, 2322 nucleotides. RefSeq lists its product as uncharacterized. The coding region runs from base 1 to 2322 and encodes 773 amino acids. The transcript has 6 exons. Gene Ontology annotation, cellular component: nucleus. Lineage: Eukaryota; Fungi; Ascomycota; Dothideomycetes; Mycosphaerellales; Mycosphaerellaceae. Gene Ontology annotation, molecular function: DNA binding; DNA topoisomerase type I (single strand cut, ATP-independent) activity. The record is from RefSeq and is a predicted model, not a curated record. Gene Ontology annotation, biological process: DNA topological change.
AUGUCCUCCUCCACCCCCCAACACGACCAAAAACUCAAACCCGUCCUCUACGCCUCAGCAGACUCCCUCCAAACCUCAGGCGCCCAAACCGACGGCAUCCUCCGCCAAAACGCCCUCGUCCACCAAUGUCCCAACCUCUGUGCCACCCGCAUGCUCGCAAAACCUCAUACUCAAUCCGCUAUCCAUCAUCAUGGGGAGGAGAAUACGAUUGUUUUCGCGCAUGCUGGACAUGGGGUGAUUGUUUUUGACGGUGGAAAACGUACACAGGAAUUGGAACCCGGGGAUUUUGCGCUGAUUCCGGCUUUUGUGGAGCAUCAGGAGGUUAAUGAGAGUGAUGAGUCGACACUCGUAUAUCUUGUCAAGUGGCAAGAUGGUAGUGACAAGGGUGCUCACAACAUCCCAGGCAAUCAAUAUGUCAAGAACUACAAGUUCACCUUCAACUUUCCAGACUGGGGCCAAUGCGAAGUUACCAUGACGUCCGUCCUCGGGCAUUUGAUGAUGCAUGACUUUGAGCGUCGAUACAAAGGCUGGAAUUCUUGCGACCCAGGGGUACUCUUCGAAGCCCAAAUCGAGACCUUCGUGGCGGAAGACAAGAAGCCUGUCGCAGACAACAUUGAACGCCAAGCUCGAGGAGUACGAUACCUCUACAUCUGGACGGACUGUGAUCGAGAGGGUGAGAACAUUGGUGCAGAAAUCCGAAGCUGUGCCCUCAAAACAAACCCUGGCCUCAGUAAUGGCAGGAUUGUUCGAGCUCGAUUCUCCAACAUCGAGAAGCAACAUGUGCUCAACGCCGCGCGCCGACCAGGUACUCUGGAUGAUGCUCAAGCGAAUGCAGUCUACGCGAGAAUGGAACUUGACCUUCGGAUCGGCGCCUCGUUCACCAGGAAGCUAAGUAUAGGUCUCCAAGAGAUGCUGGGCAGAGAGCCAGGCAAGGGCAGCGUCAUCAGCUAUGGCCCCUGUCAAUUCCCAACUCUGGGCUUUGUCGUCGAACGAUACUUUCGCGUACAGAAUUUCGUUCCUGAACCAUUUUGGGGCAUCAAAGUCAUGCAUGAGAAGGACGGUGUCAAGGUCAAGUUCAAUUGGGCUCGGCAGCAUCUUUUCAACCGCAUGAUUGUGGUUAUACUGUUCGAGCGCUGCCUGCAUGCCCGACUUGCGCGAGUCACGAAAGUACAGACUAAGCCGACGAGCAAGUGGAGACCGCUGCCACUUACUACAGUGGAGUUGCAAAAAUGUGGCAGCAGAUUCCUGCGAUUGAACAGUCAAACUGUGAUGAACAUCGCAGAAGGACUGUAUCAGAGGGGUUUUAUCAGCUACCCUCGAACAGAGACUGACCAAUUCGACCGCGGCAUGAAUCUUCAAGCUAUCGUCCAGAAGCAAGCAAACGGCCAAGCAGCGUGGAGUCAGUACGCGCAGCAUUUGAUGAACGGCGGCUUCGUCCAACCCCGAAACGGAAACCACAACGAUAAAGCACAUCCUCCUAUCCACCCUGUGAACUUCGCCGCUGCAUCUGUCCUCAGCUCAGAUGAACGCCGCGUCUACGAAUUCGUAUGUCGAAGAUUCCUCGCAUGCUGCAGCGACGACGCAAAAGGCUCCAAAACCGAAAUCAGCAUCCUCUACGGCUCCGAAACCUUCAACGCAUCAGGUCUGACCGUUCUACGUCGCAACUACCUCGAUGUCUACCCCUACGACAAAUGGACCAGCAGCCAGGAAUUGCCGGAUUUCCGCGAAGGCGAGACAUUCGAGCCUACUGAAGCCAAUAUUCAUGAAGGUCAGACGUCCGCGCCAGGAUAUUUGACUGAGCCGGAAUUGAUCGCGCUCAUGGAUGCAAAUGGUAUUGGCACUGAUGCUACGAUGGCAGAGCAUAUUGCGACCAUCAAGACACGCGAGUACGUGAUGACUAGACCUCGUGGUCGACAAGCUGGGCAAGACGCGGUCGAGAUGUCUAGUGAAGACGACGAGCCAGCGGGCGGAGGCAGAGGCCGUGGGCGCGGUCGUGGACGAGGCGGUCGGGGUAGAGGCAGAGGACGCGGAGGUCGUGGCGGGGGAAGCGAAAGGACUUCUGGUGUGGAGGAGUUCAUUCCGAGCACUCUCGGCAUGGCUUUGAUUCAAGGCUACGAACAGAUGGGUCACGAGAUCAGCCUGGCGCGACCUUUUCUGCGCAAGGAGAUGGAGCUCAAGAUGAAGGCUGUGUGCGAGGGACGGAGGACUAAGAUGGACGUGGUUCAGGAGACGAUUGAGCAGUAUCGGGCCGUGUAUUUGCGCUCCACACAGCGGUUUGAGGUGCUUCGACGAUCGGUACAGCGAUAUGUACUCGGUCAAUGA